Messenger RNA from Paraglomus brasilianum, 783 nucleotides. NCBI's taxonomy places the organism in Eukaryota, Fungi, Glomeromycota, Glomeromycetes, Paraglomerales, Paraglomeraceae. The record is from the annotation of a GenBank genome assembly.
AUGCUUACAUUUUAUAUACAUAGGCAAGGACUCAAGAAAAGUCUCCAUCGCAAUACAACCCAGUUGAUGCAAAAGACUGGGGCGAUGGAGAAGACGGUUGAUAAUCGAUUCGAAGAGGAGGAACGACGUAUCAAAAAUCUACAAGCCAAAACUGAAAAGCUCAACAAAGAAGCUAAAGGUUACUUGAAUUCGCUUCGAUCAAUGAUAAGCGCUCAAACGCGUAUUGCCGAAACUGUUGAUCAUUUCUAUCAGGGUUCGAGUGACAAUAACUACACUGGGUCUAGAUAUAAACAAGUGGCUGACCAACUUGAUGUUGAUUGUAAAGAGUUAUUGGUAGAGCCAUAUAAAACCACUGUAUCAGAGCCAAUAAAUAGAUUCAGCGGAUACUUUCCAGAAAUAAACGAUGCCAUCAAAAAACGAAACAAAAAGCUGCUAGACUAUGACUCUCAACGAGCCAAAGUGCGUAAACUAGUUGAAAAACCCUCUUCUGAUGAUCCCGACAAAUUACCACGGGCUGAGCAACAGCUCAAUGAGGCUAGAGAAAUCUAUGAAUCUCUCAAUAACCAACUUGUCACCGAGAUGCCUGAACUCGUGGACCUUCGAGUACCAUAUCUAGACCCAUCAUUCGAAGCCUUGGUGAAAAUUCAAUUGCGGUUCUGCCAAGAGAGUUAUGACGCAUUUGGAAGCUUGAAUAGUGAAUUCCCGUCUGAUAGAGAAGUCGAUGGUAAGGUUGAGGAGGUAUUGCAACAGAUGAAAGAUUUAACCAUUUGUGGCAUGGGAUAA